Messenger RNA from Pocillopora damicornis (cauliflower coral), 5830 nucleotides. RefSeq lists its product as uncharacterized. Gene Ontology annotation, biological process: calcium ion transmembrane transport. NCBI's taxonomy places the organism in Eukaryota, Metazoa, Cnidaria, Anthozoa, Scleractinia, Pocilloporidae. Gene Ontology annotation, molecular function: calcium channel activity; protein binding. Gene Ontology annotation, cellular component: membrane; cytoplasm. The record is from RefSeq and is a predicted model, not a curated record.
CAGCAAUAAAUGCUAACUGUCAGUAAUGGAUCUUCCUGUAUUUGGUUCAAAUUUCAUCUCCACAUGCAAAGUAAUUUCGGCGAAAUCUUCUCGAGUGACGCACUCGUUUUUUUUGUCUUGCACGUUUUCAAAUCUUAGGACCUUCGAAGCGUCAUGACAAAUUUGCACGUUCUUCUUGUGUGUAUCAGUUAACGUAUAUCGGGCAAAUUCACAAUAAGGCAGUUCGUUAUGAAGAAAAAUAAUCGAGAUCUUCGCAAAAAUAAGGCGACACCAGUACCUCAUGAGAAGGCUAGCACCCCCACAAAGAGGAUGAGUGCGUCAGCGCUGGCUUCAAAGAUGUUCCAGGCAAUCAGCGAAUGCGACAGAGAUACGCUGAAGGAACUUCUGGAAGAACAGCCCGCCCAACUAAACGACAUCAAAACGGAAGAAGGUGAUUUUGCACUUCACGUGGCAACCCGGAUAAAGAACACUGAAAUAGUCGAAGUUCUCAUGGAGAACGGAGCAAGCGUCAACAUUCAAAAUAGUGAAGGCCAGACCCCUCUUCAUAUCGCCGUAUCCAACGAGGAUGAGACAAUGGUUGCCUUUCUCGUCAGCCGUAGUGCUAAAACUGAUAUUGCAGACAGUGAAUCAGUAACUGCGACUGAUCUAGCAUCGCGUCUCGAGAACACAGCAAUUAGCGAAAGGCUCCGAGAAAGAGUGCCAACACCUAGAACACCUGGAACACCAAGGCGACGACGAGUACUAUCAAGCGUGAUUGACUCAGUACUCCAUGCGAUCGCGACUGGAGAUGUAGAAGACUUGAAGGAGCUUCUUGAUGGUGGAUAUUUGGACGAGGAUCUCCUCGAAACUAAAUCGGAGAAUGGCGAAACACCCCUACAUAUUGCCAUUAAACUGAAAAGCGUCGAAAUUUGCAAAGUAUUGGUUCAAGGAGGAGCUAAAACUGAAACUAAAACGACUGAGGGAAACACCGCUCUUCACCUUGCCGCUGAGAUAGGAGAUAUCAAUAUGGCAAGAUUCCUUCAAGUUGUGAAAGCCAAAGCAAACGUUUCCAACGAUGCGGGAGACACGCCCUUACACAUAGCAUGUAGAAAAAAACAUGUGAAUAUUGUGGAACUGCUGCUGGGGAAAUUUGGAGCUAACAUCCACAUCAAAAACAAGAUUGGCGAUACACCUUUGUUUGUUGCUGUCCGAGUAAAUUGCACACAGGCGAUCAAGGACCUUUUGCAUACUUCACAAGCGGAUCAAGACGUCAGAUCUGGUAGAACGAAAAAUGGAGACACUUUGAUGCACAUCGCAGUGAAAAGUAAGGAUCCAGAAUUGGCCAAACUCCUGAUACAGUGGGGGGCUCCACCGGACGAAAAGAACGAUGAAGGAAAAACUCCAUUACAUUUAGCAGCUCAAAAAGGUGACGAAGAAAUGGUGAAAUACCUACAUAGCUUGAAAGUGAAUCCCAACACACUUGAUAACGACGACAUGAAUCCGCUUCACUUGGCAGCCAGCGCUGGGCAUCACAAUAUUGUGACAUUUUUUCUGGAAAAAUUUAAAGUGGACGUGUCUUCCAGAAGCAGGGAUGGCAGUACCUUGCUUCAUCAGACGUGCAUGGCGGGUCAAUUGGACGCCUCCAAUGCCUUGAUAAAGAAAGGUGUCCUUCUACUCAUGCCUAAUAAGAGUGGGGGUUUAUGUAUCCACGAGGCGGCGAAGAAAGGUCACUUGGGUUUGGUUAGAAUGUUGAUCGAAAGAGGAGUUCCUGUAAACGUCCAGAACAAGCGUAAAUACACUCCACUUCAUUUGGCUUGUCUCAGUAAGAAACAUCAAGUUGUGCAACUGCUGAUUGGACACGGGGCGGAUGUCACAGUUGACGGUGGUUUGGCGAAAGAAACUCCACUGCAUAUGGCUGCAAAAGUUAAAGGAGGAGAAAAAGUUGUGGACGUUUUGAUCAAAAGUGGAGCUGACCCAGACUCUGCAAAGGACAACGGCGAGAGAGCUCUUCAUUUAGCUUCCAGAUGCGGGAAUUUAGAAGUUGUAAAUAUCCUUUUGCGAGAAAAUACUGAAGUGGCCCGCCGUAGCAAGUCAGGAGACACCCCUCUUCAUUUUGCCUGUCAAAACGGACACUUUCAAAUAGUAGAGGCUCUGAUCGAGCAACUUUUUAGGGACAAGACGUACCUUCUCGCUCGUUUGAUUGUUAACAUACCAAACAAUCUUGGAGUGACUGCUCUUCAUUCGGUGGCUGGUAUUCCUGAAGGAUCAGCGGGCACAGAGGAUCUUGUUAAUACCGUGCAGAUUCUUCUUGAUCAUGGUGCAGACCUGACUUUUUCAACUUACCAGAAAAGAGAGACACCCCUUCACUGGUGCGCACGGUCAGGAAACUACCAAAUGAUUGAGAAAAUAUUUACUUCCCCAAAGGUUCCAGAGUACAUCAAACUGAGUAUCAUUAACAAGACAACUGAGAGCGGAGCCUCUCCACUGAUGAUUGCCUCACAGUAUGGCAAGCUAGAAGUGGUGCGAGCACUUUUGCGUUUUCACGCCAGAGUAGAUGUUUUUGACGAGGUGGGUGGCACAGCGCUCCACUACGCUGCAUCCAGAGGACAUGUGGAGGUUGCACGUGAACUGCUGAAUCACAAAGCUUAUGUGAACGGCAGAACCAAGCCAAAUGUCCGUUAUUCAAGCGAUAAAACACGCAAAGACAACACAGAAGAUUUGCCUAUUGGUACGACUCCGCUUCACAUGGCGGCCGAGAAGGGUCACCCAGAAUUUGUUCGUGUGCUUGUUACCAAGUACAAUGCCAUUAUCGACCCUCUGACAGUGGACAAGAAGAGUCCCCUGCAUUUAGCAGCUGAGAAUGGCAGGCUUCAAGUGUGCAAGGUUCUACUGGAUUUACGUGCAGAUGCUAACGUGACAGACAGUAAAGACAUGAUUCCUGUACAUUACGCUGCUCUAAAUGACAGGGAAGAUAUCGUCGAAUUAUUUUUCAACGUGAGACCCGACACCAUGACACAGAUUAACGCGGAGGGACUUAACGCGUUACACAUCGCCUCCUCAAAUGGAAGUCUCCAAGUUGUAAGGAAACUUGUUAAGCUCGACUUUGCCAAAUGUUCAUCUGAUAAGGGCGUCUUGUGCAAACCUCUUCUGUUGGCUGCUCGCGGAGGCUAUAAAGACAUAGUGGAAUUCUUGCUUCAAAAUGGAGCUUCACCAACUGAAGAAGACACGGAGGGCAACAGUGUUCUACACUUAGCCGCCAAGUUUGGUCAAGUCAAAGUUAUUGAUAUGUUAUGGGGAAAAACACCACUUAACCGAACCAGUGUUAAGAAUGGAAUGACAGCCAUUCACGUUGCUGCCUUAUAUGGUCAGACAGAGGUUGUACAGGAGUUUCUCACUAGGGCCCCUUAUUCUGCCACGCUCGUCAGUGAGCGUCCAGUUCAAGCCGAUGGUGAAGACGAAGACGAUGACUAUGGUUUUACUUCUCUUCAUCUUGCCGCUCAAAAUGGCGACAACACCCUGGUGCGGGCCAUUACCAACCAUCCUGGCGUACGAGUGGACACUGUGACCGGCAAGGCGGGUCGCACAGCACUCCAUAUAGCAUCCAUGGAAGGUCACAUUGAAGUAGCCAGCACGUUGAUAAGUAAAGCCUCAGCUUUGCUUCAGCUGACGGACAAUGAUGGUCGAGCACCUUUACACCUCGCCUCUGCUAAUGGCCACAGGGAGCUGCUGACGAUCCUGAUUGGCCAGGGAGCUGAUAUUGACGCCCAGGAUAACAUGGGUAAUACGGCUCUACACAUUGCCUCCGAAGCUGGUUAUAUUGCGGUGGUAAAAGUGUUGGUGGAGUAUGGAGCUUCGCCUUUGAUCGAAAACAAGGCUGAAGAUGUACCUAUUUGUCUGGCAGUGAGAGAAAGACACCUUGGAGUGUUGGAUUUCCUACUGAGUCAAAGAGUAAAUCAUGAACGACUUCUGAGCAACAAAAAGUUUUUGCUGGACCUUGUGAUUUGUUCUCGUUCAUCCAAUUGCAAAUCUUUGAUGACCUUUACUCUCAGUGCACCAGCCCCUGUGCACAUUUCAUCGUUCCUGUCGCGUCACUACCGCAUUGAAACUACUAAAAACAAAGAACACGCAAACGAGCUGGAAUUGGCCAGCGGUUUCUGCGAAACCGUGGCAAAGGACCUUAUCAGCAUCUCAUGUGCCGAGGAUUCUGGAGCAGUGCUCAACUCAAUUGACGGUAAAAAUGUGGCGUUCCUCGAUUUCCUGAUCGAAUGCGAGCUGAAACAGUGUGUUUCGCAUCCUUUGGUUCAGCAAUAUGUCACUCAGAUCUGGUUCGGUGACCUCAAGUGGGAGGACUGGAAAUUCAUGGUUUUGUUCCUCGUGGCAUUCUUGUUCCCGCCCAUUUGGGUAUACCUCUCACUUCCGUUCAAGAACAGGCACCGCAAGAUCCCCAUCAUCAAGUUCAUCUGCCGGCUCAUCUCUCACCUCUAUCUCAUCCUAAUUCUCUGUCUGACGGUGGUAGUGCCGUGGAACCACGACGGUAGCGACCUCUUACCCCACUGGUACGAAUACCUUCUAUUCAUGUGGAUCAUUGGUAUGCUCCUGACUGAGAUUAGUAGCGAACGGGAACGUAGCGGGCUUGGAUGGGUCCCUACCCUUGUGAUCUUCUUGGUACUGUUUGGCGAAUUACUUCGAAUGAUUGCAAUUGGUUACGAUGGUGAAAAGAGAGUUGAAAUCGUGUUCGCGCGGGACCAAUUUCUGGGCACGGCGCUGAUGCUAUGUGGUCUGCAACUUCUUCAGUUCUUGUCCAUUCACAGGUUAUUUGGUCCUUGGGGAGUAAUCAUCGGUCAUCUCGUUGUCGAUGUCCUUCGUUUUCUGCUCAUCCUGACAAUAUUCUUCUCCAGCUUCGCGUUGCAGCUCGCAGCAGUGUUUAAGCCAUUGGAGUUGAAGGCUGCCAACGACACGGAACGCGGUGCGAUCUCAGCAAAACCUGCAGUUCCCUUUCUGAAAAUCGUGGAACUCCUCUUCUUUGGUAUCUUUGGACUGACAAAUCAAAAGGACUUUCUUUCAGACGAUAAUGUGCGAGCGAAAGACAUGUCUAAAGUGGUGUUCGGACUCUACAACGUGCUUGUAAUAAUCGUCCUAAUCAACCUCCUGAUCGCCAUGAUGAGCGACACCUACCAACGGUUGCAAGUCGCGUCGGAUGUGGAGUGGAAGUUCGGACGAGCCAGGCUUAUCAGAAACAUGGAACGCGAGACCUCCAACCCAACGCCGAUAAAUCUCUUCUCAAAGCUGGUCCAUGUCAUCAAGAUGCUGUAUAGGUCUCGCUGCAGGUGCCGAGUGCAAGAGAUUGCUGUGCAACAGGACGAAAACAAUGGCGUAUGUGACACUCAGAGACGCCGGCGAUUGAGCUUCACGGAUGAGGCUAUGGAUGAAGAUGCUUAUCAAGAAUGGAGUCUAAUCCAAUCCGUUGUCGACUGGGACAAUGUCGUUGAAAAGUUUCUGGAUUCCAGGGGAGAGAAAAGCUCAAGAGAAAAACACAGGCGGACACGACGAGAUCAAAGACGAAUCAUGCAACUUACCAAGUCGAUCGAUUUGUCUGGAGCCACAGACGAAGCUCGGGAUGAUAAAGUUCUCAAUCGCGUCGCUGAUGAAGCGGCCAUCAGAAUGAAUGUUCUUAAAUCCUUGAAAUUGUAACUAAUGCAGUACGUAAUGUUUCUGACAAGAAAUUCAGGUUCAUGAUCAAGCAAAGGUUCUCAGCCUUGACUCGUCCACUCAGACACUUUUUUAAGUGUUAGAAACCCUUAGAUUAGCCCCCUAGUUUAUAUUUCUUCUUUGGUUUUGCUUCUAACUGUCC